AGCCCACACACAUACAAUUAAAUUAGUGGAAUACACUAUAUUGGAAAUUAUCGGUCAUCGCUUAGAGUUAUCGCCUACGUCUUUGACUACCGAGCGACGCUAAAGCUUAAUUUGUGAUACUAUGUCGGGAAUAAUUCAAUUGGACAAUUCGGAUUGCUCUUAUAUUAAAGCUAAUGUAUCUAACUCGCAUAAUGAUGCCGUGGCAUUUGAGAUGAAAUUCGCCAAGGACAUAACCAUAUCUCAGCUGAAGAGCAAAUUGGAAAUAUUAACCGGAGGAAGUGCUAGCACCAUGAAAGUAGAACUGUAUAAAGGUGACAACUUUGUGACGGCACUGAGCAACAAUGAUGCCAAGCUGGGUUUUUAUGUCAAUUGCGAUGGCCUGCGGCUCCAUGUCAUUGAUACGUUUGCGAGCUUCGGGUUCGAUAGCGAGUCGAUUGAAAAAUUUGAGCUGACCAAUGACCAAUACGAGCAAAGGGGCGAUUCUGUGCGUAACUUCUUAAAACAGAAUCGUCUUGGGAAGUAUAAUGACGAGGAAAUGCAACAAAUGGAAGCGAAACGGCGGGAGCACGCUGAAGAAAUGCAGAAGCGGGCGGAGCGCUGCGUCGUAGGUGGCCGGUGUCAGGUGACUGUGGCAGGAAACCCAACACGUCGUGGCACAAUAAUGUACAAUGGGCCACUUGAGGGAAAAACUGGAAUUUUUAUUGGCGUUCAGUAUGAUGAGCCAUUAGGCAAGAAUAACGGAAGCGUUGGUGGCAAAUCAUAUUUCGUAUGUCCUCCAAAUUAUGGAGGUUUUGUCUCUCCGUUAUCCGUUGAAGUAGGUGAUUUUCCGCCCGAAAACUUUGAUCUUGACGAUGAGCUUUAAUAAAAACGCAAUUGUUUAUGCGAUUCCAUUUAAAUAUAUUAUUGAAAUCAUUAUCAAAUGCAUGUGUAUGCAUAUUCAAUUAUUAUAUUGAUUGUGAUAAUUUAUAGUCAA
This is a messenger RNA of Drosophila montana, 973 nucleotides long. It is a transcript of the gene TBCB, whose product is annotated as tubulin-binding cofactor B. The record is from RefSeq and is a predicted model, not a curated record. Gene Ontology annotation, biological process: post-chaperonin tubulin folding pathway; cytoplasmic microtubule organization; tubulin complex assembly. Gene Ontology annotation, molecular function: alpha-tubulin binding; microtubule plus-end binding. The transcript has 4 exons. Lineage: Eukaryota; Metazoa; Arthropoda; Insecta; Diptera; Drosophilidae. Gene Ontology annotation, cellular component: nucleus; cytoplasm; microtubule plus-end. Bases 122 to 862 code for a protein of 246 amino acids.